UAAUGGAAAACUUGGAUCAAAAUACAAAUACAGAUGAUCGCAAUCUCCAACUCUCCUAAUUAGUUUUGCAAUAGAAAAGGGACAAAAUUAUACUACAGAAAAAGAUCUAGACUCUGGAAAGAUAAAAUAAGUAUGUAUCCAUUUGAUUAGAAACUUGUCUCAACAAAUGGAAUCCUAUAAAAAUGAAAAAGAAGAACUAGCAAAUUAAAUUAAAUCACUUAAAGAAUACAUAGCUAAACAAGACUCUGUGACUACUAAAUUAAAUGGAUUAAUGUAACUAAUCAAUUAUAAUGAAGAAAAAAAUUGCUUCAAAGAGAUGAAGAGUCCCAACAACAUGAUCAUUCAUUGAGUGCUCCUAAAACUGAUGCAAAAUCUUAUAAAUAAGACAAUUACGAGAGGAAAAAAAAAGAUAAAGAGUAAUCUGAUCAAUAAAUUUUCUAGAUAUUUAGAAGAACAAUAAAAGCUGGAUCUUAAUGAACAAAUUAUUGCUUAAUAUAAAAAACAAUCACUUAAAGAUCAAUCAGUUUCCAGCAAACUUCCACCAAUUGAAGAUACAAAGAAUAAACCAAUUAUAGUCUAAGUUCCAAAAAGCUAAUUAAAGAAAAUUAACCCUUAAUAUUUAAUUGAACAAUUGCAGAAGGAAUGAUAUUAUACA
Messenger RNA from Paramecium octaurelia, 655 nucleotides. NCBI's taxonomy places the organism in Eukaryota, Ciliophora, Oligohymenophorea, Peniculida, Parameciidae. The record is from the annotation of a GenBank genome assembly.